CUCUACGUCCUGCAGACACGCGCAAUGGUAGCCGGAAGCACCGAUGGGAGGAAAAUAAAAAAUCGAUGAAAUCCACUGUAAACGCGACUGUAAACCUCCCACUUACUGUCCAUUUCGCGACCGUAGGCUCGAGUAUAUCAGCCUUUUAUAUUGCCACUGUGCCGGAGGGGACGGCAGAGAGUAGAAAAGCUGCUCCAUCUGAACGAAGUUGCUCGGUAGGGCUUUAGCUGACGUGUGGAGAAGUUGAGACUGCCAGUGAGCAGAUAAACAAACAUAAACAAGCAGGGAUCAGCUGAGCGCCUGUCCGAACCGAACCAGCAGCACGGAGGGAUGUCAGGGGGAACGAGUUUCCUCUUUUGAGCCUAAGAAUGAUCCACAGGAGACCGUGACUUACACUGAUACUAGCUCCAUGUCAACUGUCAACACUGGCACACAAAGAAUUUCGGAAACACAACACGAGGACCAGCCAUAGGUUUUAGGAGAAAAUCCACUGCUCCUGUCACUGUCUCUUUGACAAGACACAGCAAGGCUAGCAUGGACAACCAAUGAGUUUACCAUCCUGUUUUCAGCUGUAACGAAACGAAUACAUAGAACAGUGCAAGGAGACAGAGACGUGGGAUCAACAUGGCCCACCAGGCAACCCCCAGUUCCCAGAAGGCCCUGAUGAUGGAGCUUAAGUCUCUGCAGGAGCAGCCGGUGGAGGGUUUCCGCAUCACUCUGGUGGAGGAGUCUGACCUCUACAACUGGGAAGUGGCCAUCUUUGGACCCCCAAACACCCUGUAUGAGGGCGGUUACUUCAAGGCUCACAUCAAGUUCCCAGUUGACUACCCAUACUCCCCGCCCUCCUUCCGCUUCCUCACCAAGAUGUGGCACCCCAACAUCUAUGAGAACGGAGAUGUGUGCAUCUCUAUCCUGCACCCUCCUGUGGAUGACCCUCAGAGUGGGGAGCUACCCUCGGAAAGAUGGAACCCCACCCAGAACGUCAGGACUAUCCUGCUCAGUGUGAUCUCGCUGCUCAAUGAGCCCAACACCUUCUCCCCGGCCAACGUGGAUGCAUCUGUCAUGUUUCGCAAAUGGAGGGACAGCAAAGGCAAGGACAAGGAAUAUGCAGAGAUUAUCAGGAAGCAAGUCCUGUCGACAGCGGCUGAGGCUGAGCGCGAUGGCGUCAAGGUGCCAACCACACUGGCUGAGUACUGCGUCCAGACCAGGGUCCCCUCACAGGACAGCAGCUCGGACCUUCUUUAUGACGACCUCUAUGAUGAUGACAUGGAGGAGGAGGAUGAGGACGAAGACGAGAGCGAGAUGGAGUCUGUGGGCGAGGCCGGUGGGAUGAGCGCCUCAGAAGGUGGCGGGACCUCCACCAGACGUUACGACAACCAGGACGACUCUGGAAAUGAAGACUCAUGAUGAUCUGGAUGAUAACUCUUCCCUGCCAACUCCCAAACCCACACCCCCCCUUUUGUUUUAUGUGUUAUGUUACAAUUUUCUGUGUGUUUGUGUUUGUGUGUGUGUGUGCGUGUGCGUGUGCGUGUGCGUGUGCGUGUGCAUAUACAGUGGGGUCAAAGGUCUACUGCCAAAAUCCUUUUCAUCAUUUAUUAAACUAGUGCAAAUGAUUGGUAAAAUAGUCGUUCUUGGAUACUAGAGUUAGAAUUUGGUGUUUCCACCGUUUGCCUUAAUUACAGCUUGCACUCUGUCAUCUGUCGACAUCAGAUGUUCUGCAAAAUUUAAGGGAAGUGAAAUUAUUCCAGCAACCCCCAAGUGUUUUUGGUGUUAUUCCACAUUUCUGUUUGUUGAAUGUUUUCAUUGGAGAGGCUGAGGGUCUAUCCCUUGUUAGUUAAAACUAGAACUGAUGAUGGUAUCACUGUAAGGUCAGUAAGUGACUGAACCCGAGAUAAAACAUCCCACUAAGAACCAUUUCCAACACCGUGUCCAAAUUUAGUUUUUAUUACCCAGUAGUAUCACUCAAAACAAAUUGCAUUCUAAGUUUGAGGCAACCCCUGCUUCACCAUUAGGCUCCUUUUGCAAUCAGAUAAAUUGUUUGGUAACUACUACGCACGUUUCUCUUUCAACCAUAGUUUUUUAUUUUCAGCUGAAGUACAUGUUCUUUGUUUAACUGGCUUGGCAUCAUGGGUAGAGUUCUGUCUCAUAAAGAUGUUGGCUUUAUACCAUGGUGCCAUCUCUAAUUAUAUCCAGUCCCUGUUUGCUGCAUUUUCAUCCAAUUCAUGAUCAUAUAGAAAUAUGGACAACAAGUUCGAGUCUCCUCCUGCUGUACAAGAGUGAAGCCAAAUUAUCCCAUGCAACAGGCACAAACAUACUGCACAUUGGGAGCCAGAGUCUGAGCUGUGUUUGAUAAAACUGCAAUGAUCCCUCAGGUCUAUACAAUCUACAGCAGAACAGGUUCUCAGACGUGUGAAGCAGACAGUCAACAUUAUGGAAACUUCAGUUACUCUUGAGUGAGUGUUCAUUUCGCUCCUCUUGUCAUUCCUCUCUGCUAAUCUGGUGCACAUAGCACCGCAUUAGUCAACAGAGCUGUCAAUCAUGGCAUUAUACCUUAUUUGUAGCAUCAAAUAAGUAAUACAAUUUCCCAGAAAAUUAAUAAAUCACCAUGAUAAAAACAUUUUUGAAAUAAAUUCUCUGGUUCAAGUUUUAUCCAUGUCCCAUCUGUUGAUAUUGAGGAGGCUGACUUUAUGGCCUAUGCUGCAGCCUGUCAGCAGGAGGAGUUCUAAAUCUUUUGCCAUUGCUUUUUGGGAUGCUUUAAUGUUGUCCAUCUUUUAGUCAAUGGUCCAAGUCCCUUUUUCAUUUCCAGACAUUAUGAUGUGUCACAGUACUUGUUCUGUACAGAUAGUAAGUUAUUACAGGACCAUAAUAUGCAUGGUAAGACAAAAAACAAUCAGUACUGUAGUUACCUACAAGAAUUCCCCAAUGCUAAAACUUCCCCCCUCAGUUCUUAAUAAUGUGUUCCUUGUUUUAAAAACUUCUGCAAAGUGUGUUAGAUUUUGAUAAAUGAUGAAAAAACACUGUCCUUGUGGUGGUCUCUUGGACUCCACUGUAGCUGGCCGGCUCUUUGGCUAGUCUGUGUCAUAUUGUUUGGUUUUGGGUUUAUCUAAGACGUCUGUACUUGUUGCUGUUUUUUUGUACUUUUUUUUUUUUUUGUUUUGUUGGUUGACAUUCUGUCCUCCCUGACUUGUCCUUCGUAUCUUCUGGGAUGGAUCCAACUAGCUAAUGGAAAAUUAGCUCAUUAAUCAGCUGAUGAGCAGGGCAGCUUGUGCCCCAUGCCCAUCUCAUGCCUGUCUGCUCAACUUUGAUGCAAUCAACAGAAGACUUGCUUACACAGGCUCUGCCAUGACUUCACUCUCCUGGACACACCUUCAGUGGUGUUCAUUGUAACUGCUCCCUCGUGACUCCAUUUUGUUGGGGGGUGAACAAGGUUAAGAUCCUUUCUCAAGUCGCCUCCUACACCUCUCUCUGCCUCUUAAACCUCAGGGCCUCAAAAUACUUUCACUGAGAGAAAACAAGACAAAGAAAAACUGAUCGCACGAACUUGCUCCUCACCUCCACCUUUCUGUUCUGUCUUUCUGCAUCACUGGGUGGCUGUCAAGGGCAGAGAGUGAACUGAAAGUCUUCAAUCUCACCGCCAGCGUGUUUACACAUGACUGAGUGUUGCUGUUGGUCCUGAUUUGGGCCGUUGAAGUUGUUUUUCUUCCUUGUGGGCUCAAGUCAAAUUUUGAAAUGUUCAAAAUACUCUAGAGGGGAUUUUCUCUUCAAGACAUUGCUCACAUUAGGUUGUGAUAGAUUGCGAACAUGUAAUGUUUGGGCACAGUGACUCCAACUCAUGCUUAAGGGCAUCUUUGAAAGAGUGGACACUGUUACUGUUCUACACCAGAUCCAGAGUCUGUUUAUCUACAUGCAGCUUAGCUACACAUUUGCAUUUGAAUGAAUAUGACACAGAUUGCCUGUUAUUUGUGUGUGUGUGUGUGUGUGUGUGUGUGUGUGUGUGUGUGUGUGUGUGUGUGUGUGUGUGUGUGUGUGUGUGUGUGUGUGUGUGUGUAUUUACAUUGACAUUUACUUUUCAUUUGUUUGACUACAAUGUCAGGGUUUUCUUGUUCCUGUCUCUUUGGAACUGGUGCAGACUUUUCUCACAUAAGUGAGUUUUCCCAAAUGACCUUUUGGACUUUGUCCAGUUGAGAAAACCUUUGGAGUGUUUGCACUUUGUUCCAGGGCUGUUUUAGGACGCCUGAAUGGGCUGAAUAUUUGAAUGAUUAAGAGAACACCUUCUGAGUAUUAAAUCUUUGAACACACUUAAUGACAAAAUGUGGCUUAUAAAGCUUGUAACACAUCAAGUAGAGGACACAUUUUGAGCUGUGUUACGUGGUUGUGGGUUUGAAUCUUGGUUCUGAAGCUGCCCUUGUCAAUACAGCAGGGCAGUGCGCAAACUUUUUAUUCAAAUUGAUGGAUUUUAUGCCAAGGAAACCAACAAGGCCCUACAAUCAUUCAUUUUAAAGACUAUGGAGCAAUGGAUGCAUGUAGUGGAUUUAAUCUUUUUUGAAAAAAUUCUUGAUGAGAUACCUUUUGGAUUUUAAUGUGAAGCCAAAUGAGUGAAACAUUUCCUCCUGGCCCUGUGCUUUGGAGGCUAUCAGAGACUGGAUUCUGUCAUGGACAGGAGAGAAAAUCCACUCCUGUAUGAGAUCUUUAAUGGAUUUGAUAUCAAGGCACAACCGGAGGUAAAUAGAUGCUGGAGAUACUGAACUUUUCUUGUUGUGGUCUCAUUUCUUUUGCCCAUUACGCACCGUAAAGAGACAAAGACAUUGUGUUGGAAUGUAA
Messenger RNA from Notolabrus celidotus (New Zealand spotty), 4821 nucleotides. It is a transcript of the gene ube2r2, whose product is annotated as ubiquitin-conjugating enzyme E2R 2. The record is from RefSeq and is a predicted model, not a curated record. Gene Ontology annotation, molecular function: ubiquitin conjugating enzyme activity. Gene Ontology annotation, biological process: protein polyubiquitination; ubiquitin-dependent protein catabolic process. The coding region runs from base 625 to 1407 and encodes 260 amino acids. The transcript is spliced from 6 exons. NCBI's taxonomy places the organism in Eukaryota, Metazoa, Chordata, Actinopteri, Labriformes, Labridae.